This is a messenger RNA of Onychostoma macrolepis, 1274 nucleotides long. RefSeq names its product C1q and TNF related 5 (gene c1qtnf5). Gene Ontology annotation, molecular function: protein binding. The record is from RefSeq and is a predicted model, not a curated record. NCBI's taxonomy places the organism in Eukaryota, Metazoa, Chordata, Actinopteri, Cypriniformes, Cyprinidae.
AAUAGCUUACCAUUUCCUCUGAAGACUAGGAGUGCUCAUUUUUUCCCAGACGCCUUGGACAGCAAAGAAAAGAGGAGUUUCACUGCUCGUUUCUCUUUCGCCUGCUCAAUCCUGUCAAUCCAGUGAAGAUUCAAAAAACGUAAAUGACUGAGCAAUGACAUCUCUGCAGACAUGGCCUCUUUCAUUGCUGCUUGUUAUUGCAUUACAUUGUUCUAACUCACUCGAAGACAACAAGAUCCCCAAUUUGUGCACUGGAAGCCCAGGCAUCCCAGGAUCCCCUGGGUUGCAUGGCAGCCCCGGUCAGCCCGGCAGGGAUGGACGAGACGGUCGUGACGCUCAACCCGGAGAGAAAGGGGACAGAGGAGACAGAGGAGAACCAGGUCAGUCGGGGAUGAGGGGCCUUACGGGAGACCGAGGAGAUGCAGGAAAAGGAGAGAGAGGAAGCCCGGGCGAGUGUGCGGUGGCCCCCAAAUCAGCUUUUAGUGCCAAACUGUCUGAGUCCCGCACAAGCCCAUUGGCGGUAGGGGACGCGGUGCGUUUUGACAAAAUCAUUCUAAACGAGCAGGGGGAUUACAAUCCAGAGACGGGACGAUUCACCUGCAGAGUGCCGGGCGUCUACUACUUUGCUGUUCACGCCACAGUCUACCGCUCCAGCUUGCAGUUUGACCUCAUAAAGAACGGACACACCGUGGCCUCCUACUUUCAGAUCUUUGGGAACUGGUCCAAACCAGCCUCGCUGUCUGGAGGAACACUAGCGCACCUGAUUCCAGGAGAUCAGGUGUGGGUGCAGAUGGCCCUGGGCGAGUACACUGGCUUUUACUCCAGUUCGAAGACAGACAGCACUUUCACUGGUUUCCUAGUGUACUCAGACUGGAAGAACUCUGCUGUUUUUGCAUAGAUUUGAAGCACACUGCAAAUAACUUUCUGUCUGUCUCAUGCAGGUUUCAUGAAUUAUAAAAAAUACUUUCAUGGGUUAGACAAAGGCUUUUGAUUGGCCUUCAUUUACAAUAAUUUCAUUAGAAUCAUAUGAUCAGCAUUGCACAGAUGAUUACGUUCUAAGCACAUGUAGUCAUACAGAAUAAAAUUGCUGGAGUAUUUCCAUGCAAGUAAUUCAAGUUUGAAAGUCAUUAAUGAAACAUAUUACUACUUUGGAAAUAUGGAAUAAAAAAAUGAAAAUACUGAAAAAGAAAAUCUUCUGCUGUUUUUACAGAAAAUGUUUAUUCUGGUGGCAGUCUAUAUUUUGUGAAAAAGCACAAUAAAUACUUUCCAACACG